CUAGGUUCUUUUUCCCGCAAAACCCUUUACCCCGUUUUGUUGUACACGCGGACCUAAACCCGAUCCGAUAACCACCUUUAGAUCCGGUUAUAUCUUCUUUUCCAAACAACGCCAUCACAAAAGAAACCCUAAUGGUUUCUCUUCUUGCCUUUUCUUGCCUUGACAAAAAAAUCAUCUGUGAAGAAUAACAAAGGUAUGCAAGCUCUUUGUACUCAAGCGACUGAUGAAGAAGGUAGUCUGCUCCUCAAAGUGUUUUUAAUCAAUUUCUCUUAGCCAGUUUCUUCAUAUUGUACUUUAAUUCGUGUGGUGACUGCAAAGUUCAACAAAACGACGACACACUGUUUGUGGCUUUGUCAAUUGGAUCUAAUAGGAUUGGUGUACCUUGGAGGUCCUGCACAAGCUCAAAACUAAAAGGAUUCUCCAAGAUGUGAUAUUGUAAUGAAGGUGUUCUUUUUACCAUACAAUUUUUUUGUGCAACAGUAAUACUACUUCUAAAAAACAACCAAAUCAAUAGGUUGACACCACUGAAAUUUUCUAUUCUCUAUUUUAAAGCAAUAAGACUCUUGCUGCUGCAAGAAUGUUGACACUAACUGGAUCUACUGGCCAAACAUAGUGUGGUGACUCCAUGGCUAAAAAAAUAUUGGCCACUAUAAGUUCUAUUGAUGCUCAACUGAAGAGUUUGGAAACAAAGCAAACAUUGUCAUCAAGUCCUUUAGCAACAGAAGGAUCAUUCAUGGAGGAAGCAAACUUCAAGGUGGGUCGUUAUAGUCCAGAAGAAAGGAAACAGAAAAUCUGAGGUACAAACUACAAAGCAAAGAGGACACAAAGAAAUUUUAAUAAAACAAUUAAGUACGCUUGUCGGAAAACUCUUGCGGAUAACCGGCCAAGAAUCCGUGGGAGAUUUGCGCGUAACGAUGAGCCUGGAGAGACUCCUAAAACUUUUACUUUUCGACGGUACGCGAAUGAAGAUGAAUUAUGGAUGGAUGGGUUGCAAGAAGAAUUCCUACAAGGAGGGCGCUUUUCCAACACCUACAUGCCCACCACCCAAUUAAAUCAAUUUAACUAUUUUCGUCAAUGAAAAUAAUAAUGCAUCCCUUCAAAUAUCUAUGGGGAUAGUUUAUUAGAUGGUUACUACAUGGCCAUAAAAAUAAAACAAAUAUGCUUUAUAGAUUAUUAAAUUUUGAAUAGUUGUGUUUAAGAGGGGGUUAGGUUAAGAGCUUAGACGUCUAUAGAAGCAUAAAAGAUAUGAUCGGGAGUUUAAAUCUCGCAGAUUGCAGGUGUGAUGUAUUUAUCUUAGAAAGUUUAGGAAUUGAUGUUUAAAAAUAUAGAGGCAUAAAAACAUUUUUAGUUUGUUUUGACAAUUUAUGAAUGUAAAAGGUAACGUUAUUAGUAUAAGAGCUUGGGAAUGUUUGCUUUUGUGUCAUCAAUAUUCCUUUAUGCUUGGCUUUUUUAUUGUA
Molecule: messenger RNA, 1457 nt
Organism: Helianthus annuus (common sunflower)
Lineage: Eukaryota; Viridiplantae; Streptophyta; Magnoliopsida; Asterales; Asteraceae
Product: zinc finger protein CONSTANS-like
Biological process (GO): regulation of flower development
Cellular component (GO): nucleus
Molecular function (GO): protein binding
Source: RefSeq, a predicted model, not a curated record